AUGGGUCUAAAAUCUGUGUUGUGUGCCAAGAUAGAAAUGAAGGCUAACAAGGAUAUAUUUCAUGAUGUUUUUACAAAUAAACCACAUCAUGUCUCUGCUAUGUCCCCUUUGCAUGUACAAGGUUUUGAUCUUCUUGAAGGUGAUAUUGGAACUGUUGGAUUCAAAGAAGAUGGGGAAAAGAAUAUCUCUAAACAAAUACUUGAAGCUAUAGAUCAUGAAAAUAAGGUGCUCACACUCAAAGAAUUUGAAGGAGAUGUAACAGAUAAAUAUGAUAGUUUUAAAGCAACUCUUCAUAUCGAAACAAAAGAUGAAAUCGAUUUGGUAAGCUGGACAUUGGAUUUUGAAAGGCCAAAUGAAAAUGUCCCUGAACUUAUAAGAUUGUUGAACUUCAUUGUUGGUAUGACCAAAGUUGUUGAUGAUCACCAUGGCAAUUGA
This is a messenger RNA of Solanum tuberosum (potato), 435 nucleotides long. Its product is annotated as MLP-like protein 28. The transcript has 2 exons. Lineage: Eukaryota; Viridiplantae; Streptophyta; Magnoliopsida; Solanales; Solanaceae. Gene Ontology annotation, biological process: defense response. The record is from RefSeq and is a predicted model, not a curated record. Bases 1 to 435 code for a protein of 144 amino acids.